Molecule: messenger RNA, 1480 nt
Organism: Rosa chinensis
Lineage: Eukaryota; Viridiplantae; Streptophyta; Magnoliopsida; Rosales; Rosaceae
Product: extensin-2-like
Exons: 1
Coding region: 74-1210 (378 amino acids)
Biological process (GO): plant-type cell wall organization
Molecular function (GO): structural constituent of cell wall
Source: RefSeq, a predicted model, not a curated record
CCUAUCAUCCGUAUAAAUCACACCUCGAUCUACUCCUACUCAUCACUACAAACAGGUAGUAAGAAGAGCAGAAAUGGGAGCCUUGGGACAGCCAAGGCCUUCUUGGCUCAUUACAAUGUUUUAUUGUUUGGCAUUUUGCUUCUUAGCUAGUACUACUGUUCUUGCUAACAAUCCUCACACUUAUUCUUCACCACCACCUCCUCACCAUGCCCCCCAAUACCCUCCUCCCAAGUAUCAAUCACCACCACCAAAAUAUCCUGAGCACCCUCCACACCAUUACAAGUCACCACCACCCCCGCCACCGCCGAAGCAUGUGAUACAUCCUCCGUAUCACUACAAGUCUCCCCCGCCACCCUCACCUUCACCUCCACCUCCUUAUGUCUACAAGUCUCCACCACCCCCGUCACCUUCACCGCCACCUCCAUAUGUAUACAAGUCUCCACCACCUCCAUCACCUUCACCUCCUCCUCCCUAUGUCUACAAGUCUCCUCCACCCCCAUCACCUUCACCGCCACCUCCCUAUGUCUACAAGUCUCCACCACCACCAUCACCAUCACCACCACCGCCAUACAUUUAUAAAUCACCACCACCACCAUCUCCAUCACCACCUCCUCCUUACGUUUACAAGUCUCCACCACCACCAUCUCCAUCACCUCCUCCUCCUUAUGUCUACAAGUCUCCACCCCCACCAUCACCGUCACCGCCUCCACCAUAUGUAUACAAGUCCCCACCUCCUCCUUCUCCAUCACCGCCACCUCCUUAUGUUUACAAAUCUCCACCACCACCUUCUCCAUCACCGCCUCCACCAUAUGUCUACAAGUCCCCACCUCCUCCUUCUCCAUCACCGCCACCUCCUUAUGUUUACAAAUCUCCACCACCACCUUCUCGAUCACCGCCUCCACCAUACGUCUACAAGUCCCCACCUCCUCCAUCUCCAUCACCGCCUCCUCCAUACGUCUACAAGUCACCACCACCUCCUUCCCCAUCACCCCCUCCUCCCUAUAUUUAUAAAUCACCUCCACCACCCUCACCUCCUCCUCAUGUAUACAAGUCCCCACCUCCACCUUCCCCAUCGCCGCCACCUCCAUAUGUCUAUAAGUCUCCCCCUCCCUCACCUCCUCCUCCUUAUCUCUACAAGUCUCCUCCUCCCCCAUCUCACUCUCCACCACCAUACUACUACAAGUCCCCUCCACCUCCAAACCACUACUAAGCCUACGUACGGCUACAGUUACGUAAAACAACUUGAAUCAAUUGGAAUAACUUCUUCGCUUUUGGAUGUGGGUAUACAAUUUUUUUUAUUCCCUUUUUUAGUAUUGUUUCUCUUACCAAAACAAAAAGUGUUCAUUAAUGAAUGAUUAAUUAUAAGGUUACGUGUAGCUCGACCCUUCGUGUAAUAUCAAUAUAUCAUCUCUGUUGUAAGCACUCACUGUAUUACAUUAUUUAAAGAAAUGAAAGCGAAGCAGAUGAAUCUUUAUGUGUA